GGACAGAUGGAGCCGGGUGUUGCACAUUGGGCACUUGAUCUUGAGAAUUAUUUUCGAACUAUAAUCCGGUAGGCAGAAACCAGUUUUUGUUGUGUUUUGACUCGUUAACUUGAUAGAGAAAUGUGAUCGUGGACCGUUAUGUCACGCUUGAUGUACCGACUCACUCUCAAUUGUUGUUUCAUGAAGAUAGAUCGAGGAUAUUUAUUGUUGCUUCGAUCUAUUUUAUGGUCAGAGGAUAGUUGAGUUACAGAGGUUGCGGAUUCGGUACGUGAUGCCGGCGGCGCAUCUGACGCUGCGAGAAGAGGACGUGGUGCGACUGACCCUCGAGUUCCUUCACGGCCGUGACCUUCACAUCACUCAGCUCUCACUUGAACGAGAGACCGGUGUGAUAAAUGGUCAGUACAGUGAUGACGUUCUCUUCCUACGUCAGCUGAUUCUAGAUGGACAAUGGGACGACGUGCUGGAAUUCAUUCAGCCGCUAGAGGCAUUACCUGAUUUUGACAUGAAAAAAUUCACCUACUCAAUUUUACGUCACAAAUAUGUCGAAUUACUUUGCAUUAAAUCAGAGGCUAAUAUUAUCAUUGCCGGUACCAACGGCAGUGUUGAUAAUGCUGUCGAGGAGGUUGUAAAAGUCUUGAGUGAUCUUGAAAAAGUAGCACCUUCCAAAGAAGAAUACAGUAGCCUUUGUUUGCUACUGACAUUACCACGACUAACUGAUCAUUUGCAGUACAAGGAUUGGAAUCCAAGUAACGCCCGAGUCCAAUGUUUCAGGGAAGUCCACUCCCUUGUUGAAAAAUUUUUACCCGGUGACCGAAAGACUGAUCCAAGUCAUCCCAUUGCUUCGGCUAAAAAUGACCGACUUAUUCAAUUAAUUAUCAAGGGAAUUUUGUAUGAGUCAUGUGUUAAUUAUUGUCAAGCUAAAGCCACUGGCUCCAAGGAGAGCGAACAGGUUGAAAUGAGCUUCUCUAGAUUACUAGACGGAUCAGUUGGGUUCAGUGACUCAGACUUAAGUUUACUGUCUUGGUUGCAAAGUAUACCGCCAGAGACAUUUGCGGUGCCGUUCGCCCAGAGGACAUUGAACGUAGACGUUGAGAGACUUGAGAGACCAUCUUUGGAGACGUCAUGGACUGAACAUAUGCUGAUAACUCCAAUAAAACCAAAGACCUUCCCACACAGUGCGAUGCCAUUUACCAGGCCACGUUCUGCUGCUGAUAUGAUGUCGAGAAGUCUCGUACCGGCACUGGAAGCCGGUUUGGGUCCACGUAGUCCUGGGCCUAGAAAUACAACACUACCAUCAGCCGCACUAAUGGCGCUUUCAACUGGUGAUAUUAAUCCCAUGUCACGAUCAUCAUUUGCUAGUUUUCAUUUGACUGGAUUCAAAAAUAACAAGAUAAUGAAUACAAGUGUCGACAGAUUAUUUGAAAAUGAAGGCGAUGUAUUUCUCAGCUCAAGUUAUGUUGAGUUUCAACAACAGUUACCGUCAAUACAAGAGACUAUUGCUAAUGCGCAGGCUAAAACAGCAGCUAGAGCACGCGGACAAUCCCAAAGUCCUGAAGGACAUAAAACAAAUCCAUCGUCAGCAUCAACACCAGAAAGACGUUUGCCAGGUCGUGAAUCACCAGCUCUGUCAACUGCAAGAAGUUCAAGACGUGAUUCUUUAGCUGAGAAACCAACUGGUAUUGCUGCUAAAAUACCAGAGCCCACAGUGAUACCAGCACGUGGUGUUGUAGCUGGUGAUAAUCUUGAUCAAAGUUACAAUGGUGAUUUAUUUAAAGAGUACCAGAAACAAAAACAAAAAUUACAAGAAACAAUCCAACAAAAGGAACGAGAACGCGACGAACUUGUAAGACAACUAUCUGCCCCUAUUUCAGCGCAAUUGGUUGACAAUAGACUGCAAAAUGAAACUGGAAAAACACACAUAGCAAGUAAAGGACAUUCACCAAUUCCUUCAAGUACACCAAACAGAUCAGGAAUUCAGUCACCAAAACCUAUGCUAAAUGGAUCAAAUUUAAUUUCACACAAUUCAUCAGCAACUAGCGUGUACGAGUCGAGAAUCCAAGAAAGCCACUACGACACCGUUAAGCCGCUUAAGCCGGAACCGCGAUCGGAACUUGAUUCAACAAAUGGAAGUAGUCAUAAUGGAAGACCGAGAUUUGUUCCUGUCACGGCACUCGAAGAUGUACAGGCUGUCAGAUGCGCAGAAUUUCAUCCUCAUGGUAAACUUUAUGCAGUUGGAUCCAAUUCAAAGACUCUUAGAAUAUGCGCUUACCCAAAACUUCAUGAUGUUCGUGAAGAUCAUCAAACCUAUCAACCAACAGUACUUUUUAAGAGAACAAAGCACCAUAAAGGCUCGAUAUACUGUCUCGCAUGGACACCUGAUGGUCAAUUAAUGGCUACUGGUAGUAACGAUAAGACCGUUAAAUUGAUGCGAUUUAAUGCAGACACUUCGAAUCUCGAAGGUCAAGAAGUCGAACUAACGAUGCACGAUGGAACAGUACGUGAUUUAUGUUUCCUCGAGGACACAUCAAACAAAUCUAGCCUCUUGAUAAGCGGUGGUGCUGGUGAUUGUAAGAUUUACGUAACCGAUUGUGCUACAGGAACACCCUUCCAAGCACUCAGUGGUCACAGCGGUCACGUCCUCACCCUUUACAAUUGGGGAGGUGCCAUGUUCGUCAGCGGCUCGCAAGAUAAGACUGUAAGAUUUUGGGACUUGCGUACAAGAGGGUGUGUUAACAUGGUGACACCUGCAACAGUACCAGGCAGCAGGGAUUGGAUUUAUUUACAGGUGGGCAGUCCAGUGGCAGCAGUUUGUGUUGAUCCAUCGGGUAGAUUACUUGUUUCUGGUCACGAAGAUAGUAGUUGUGUAUUAUUUGAUAUUAGAGGAGGUAGAACUGUUCAAUGUUUCAAACCCCAUGCCGCAGAUAUCAGAAGCAUUCGCUUUUCACCGUCAGCUUAUUAUUUAUUAACUGGUGGUUAUGAUAAUAAACUCGUUCUUACGGAUCUUCAACGUGAUCUGACAUUGCCAUUACCAAGUGUCGUCGUUGCUCAACAUCAAGACAAAGUUAUUUCAGGACGUUGGCAUCCAACAGAAUUUUCGUUCCUCAGUACAUCUGCCGACAAAACAGCAACACUUUGGGCUCUUCCACCCGUCUAAUAAAAAAAAAUAUUCACUUAUAUUUUUAUUAAUUUAUAAAUUUUAUUUCCUACUACUUUACAAUAAUUAUAUUAUUAUUUAUGUUAUACUUUAAAUAAUUUGCAACAAUCACGCAAUUAAAUUCGCACAAUUGUCCAUGACCAAUGAUAAUUAAUUUAAAUUUUUGUUCUUUAAAAAAAAAACUAAAUAAAUAAAGCGCGUACUUUUCAUAUAAUUACGAUAAUUAUUACUAUUAAUGUUAUUAAUUAUUGAUCGAUACUUCGUAAUCCGGACGUUAAAAUAAUAAUAAAGACUGGAUCGUAAUACGCUACAGUUUAAAAUAACAAAAAACAAAUAGUAAAACAAGUUUGAGAUUACGGGUCUUUUUUUUUCUUCAUUAAUAAAUUUAAAAAUAAUGUAAAUAAAUCUGUGAGCUUGGAAAUGUUUUUUUUUUUAGUAGUCACUUUAUGUACAGUAAUUAUUAACUCAUUAAUUGAUUAAUUAAUUAAUUAAUUGGAUAAUUAACUUUAAGAAUAACUCUUCAUACUCUUGUAUUUUUUUUUAUACAUAUAUAUAUUUAUAUUUAAUAAUUUGUUGAACAAAGAAAUAAUUUAAAUUCUAAAUUUGUUAUGAGUAGUUUGUUUUUUAAAAAUAGUUUUAUGUGUAAAUCAUAAUAAUAAUUAUUUAAUUAAAGUAUUACUAAAAUAUAUUUAAAAAUAAAAUCUGUAUUUUUUUUUUUAUUACUAAUUAAAGAAAAAUAUUUGGGAAAUUUUUUCAAAAUUAUUUAAUUACAGGAGUUAAAUUAUUAUUAAAAAAAAAAGUACGUAAUUAAAUAUCAUAAAUUAGAAAGAAAAAUGAAUUGUAAGCUUGAGUUAUAAAAGCGAGGAAAUAUAAACAGUGGAAAUAUAUAAAUUAUAAAAAAAAAAAAAAAAAGUAAUCAGUAUAAAAAUUAUAAUAAUCUAAAGUCAUUAAUGUAUUCAAAAUAUAAAAUAAACAAUAAAAAAUGAAAUUGUAUUAAGCAGACAUAAAUUCAUAAGCAAUCAUUAAAAUUAUUAAAUUAUUUUUUUAAAUAUCUGCGCAAAAAUAACACAUUGGAAAAUGUAACGAUAAAAAAAUUUAUCGCCUUCAAAUUAUCAAAAUAUUAAAUGAUAAAAAAAUGCUGACAGUUCACUGUGCCUUGAGUCAUGGCUACUUUUUGUUAUUUUUAAAACUGAAAUAUAUUAUUUGUUUAUUUUAUAUUAUACUCUACUUUUGUACAUUGCAAUAUUAUUUUUUCCGCUAUGUUUAAUAUAUAUAUAUAUAUAUUUAAUAUAUUUAAUUAAAGGGAUUACUAUCGUAUAAUAACUUAUAACUUUGUACUUUUUCUGUAGAUA
Messenger RNA from Microplitis demolitor, 4506 nucleotides. RefSeq names its product WD repeat-containing protein 47. The coding region runs from base 272 to 3154 and encodes 960 amino acids. The record is from RefSeq and is a predicted model, not a curated record. Gene Ontology annotation, molecular function: protein binding. The transcript has 11 exons. Lineage: Eukaryota; Metazoa; Arthropoda; Insecta; Hymenoptera; Braconidae.